AUGGCAAAUGCUACAGAGGAUGCACAGAGUUAUGUCACCUGUAUUUACGUAGCCAAGAUUGCAGAUUUAUUUCGCAGCAUUACAAUUACCUGGUCCAAGAAUCUGGUCAGCCACACCCUCUUCGUCGUUGUAGAAAACACUUAUGAAGAAAACCACUAUACCUGCAAAAUUGACCUCAAAACCUGGCAGUUCUGGGGAAAAAAGGGUUACAAGACCUUCAAGGUAGAUGGAAAACGACUAGACAUUUAUUGGGAUGUAAAGUCUGCAAAAUUCUCCAGCAGCCCUGAAGCUGUAUCAAACUACUAUGUUGCAUUAGCGAUAGGAGGAGAGUUGGUGUUAUUGCUAGGUGAUCAAGAGAAAGAAGCUGUGCAAAGAACCAAGUCAAAGCCAUCCCUGGUGGGUGCAGCCCUAGUGCACAAGAAGGAAAGUGCAUGUGCAAAAACAUGCUUUUCCACCAGAACACUGUUAGGGCAAAGGAAAAAGGAACAUAUCAUCGUCAUAGAGUCUGCCAUGUCAGGCACUGAGCCCGAGAUGUGGAUUAGUGUUGAUGGGAUGGAGUGUAUUCGAAUUGUGAAUCUGCAUUGGAGAUUCAGGGGUAAUGAGACAAUAACAGUAGAUGAUGUACCAGUAGAGGUGUUCUGGGAUGUGCAUGAUUGGCUAUAUGAUAGUGCCAAUGCUGGGCCUGGGAUUUUCAUUUUCAAGCAAAGUACCAACAAAGACGAAGCCAGUAACAGUCUAACAGAUGCUGAUGAAGAUUACCCAAGCACAGACUUCUGCCACAUCUUUUAUGCAUGGAAGCUUCAAUGA
Molecule: messenger RNA, 807 nt
Organism: Ipomoea triloba (trilobed morning glory)
Lineage: Eukaryota; Viridiplantae; Streptophyta; Magnoliopsida; Solanales; Convolvulaceae
Exons: 1
Coding region: 1-807 (268 amino acids)
Source: RefSeq, a predicted model, not a curated record